Anoplopoma fimbria (sablefish) is the source of this 1325-nucleotide messenger RNA. RefSeq names its product southpaw (gene spaw). Gene Ontology annotation, molecular function: type I activin receptor binding; growth factor activity; cytokine activity. The transcript is spliced from 3 exons. Gene Ontology annotation, cellular component: extracellular region. The coding region runs from base 75 to 1325 and encodes 416 amino acids. Lineage: Eukaryota; Metazoa; Chordata; Actinopteri; Perciformes; Anoplopomatidae. The record is from RefSeq and is a predicted model, not a curated record. Gene Ontology annotation, biological process: BMP signaling pathway; SMAD protein signal transduction.
CAGCUGGAGGAAAGAAGGAUUCCUUUGCCUCUCUCUCAUUGUUUUUGGAGAACAUUUUGUGGGUUUCAGUUAAAAUGGAAGCCAGAGUCCUGACAGUUUUCUGCACAUUCCUCAUCUGUUCUUUUGGAGAGGUUUUCUCCACACAGGGGCAAAGAUAUCUCAAAGACUUCAAGACCAGUUUAGCAUUCAGAAAUCUGUCAUAUAAUCAUCGCAGCAGAUAUCCUCUAUACAUGAUGCAGCUGUAUCGCUCCUUCAGGACUGCCGAUUUCUCCCCAUCAUUAGCUGUCAACGCCGCUACAAUGCAAGGUGACAACUCGUCAUCUCACAGUUCUGACACCGUCCUAAGUCUUAUGGCCAAAGGUUGCCAUCAAGUGGGUGAAAGGUGGACAGUCACGUUUGACAUGUCAUCCAUCUCUACUAGAGAGCUUGUCCAGCAGGCAGAACUUCGGAUCAGACUACCUGCUUUCUCUGGCUCUAAGCGUGCCACAGUGGAUUUAUACCACUCCAGGAAGCAGAAUUGUGACCUGGACAGCACAUCAUGCCAGGAUGAGCAACUUUUCUUGGGAAGUUUUGGCACAUCAGCCAGCAGCACAAAGGAAGGUUGGAAGGUUUUUAAUGUGACUGCUCUGUUAAAAUACUGGCUGUACCAGGCAGAAGGAGUGUCCAGCCAAGAGGCCUCAGGAGAACCUGAGCUGGACCUUGGGAGCGGUGCUGGGGAUGGAGGUGAGAUCACUAACCAGUCCCUCUUCAAGAAUUUGGGAAUGAGGCAAAGAAAAACAGACCAUCCAACCAAGAACAGGGUCAUGAUGGUGAUCUUCUCCAAACAUCACCUGCCCCAGGAAGGCCAAACAGCGUACAGUCUUAUUCACACUGUGGAGAACUCCAAGUAUGUGACGAUGGACAGAUCCAGCAGUGACAGUCAAAGUCGUCGCCACAAAAGGAACAGAAUGGAGAGGUUGAGGGUGGCUGUAGGAGCUUCACCUUCUCCUGCAGCAGCAGAGCCGGCCCAGAAGCCUCUGUGUCGGAAGAUAGACAUGUGGGUGGACUUUGACCACAUCGGCUGGGACGAGUGGAUUGUGCACCCUAAGCGCUACAAUGCAUUUCGUUGUGAGGGAGAGUGUCCUACACCACUGGAUGAGUCCUUCAACCCUACAAAUCACGCAUACAUGCAGAGCCUCUUGCAACAUCACCAUCCAGAAAGAGUGUCCUGCCCGUCCUGUGUGCCAACGCGCCUCAGCCCUCUCUCCAUGCUGUACUACGAGAACGAUGAUUUGGCCCUGCGGCAUCAUGAAGACAUGAUUGUUGAAGAGUGUGGAUGUCAGUGA